Molecule: messenger RNA, 1296 nt
Organism: Dichotomopilus funicola
Lineage: Eukaryota; Fungi; Ascomycota; Sordariomycetes; Sordariales; Chaetomiaceae
Product: kinase-like domain-containing protein
Exons: 1
Coding region: 1-1296 (431 amino acids)
Biological process (GO): positive regulation of transcription by RNA polymerase II; protein phosphorylation
Cellular component (GO): transcription factor TFIIH holo complex; nucleus; cytoplasm
Molecular function (GO): ATP binding; cyclin-dependent protein serine/threonine kinase activity; RNA polymerase II CTD heptapeptide repeat kinase activity
Source: RefSeq, a predicted model, not a curated record
AUGGCCGUCUCCCCGCUCGUCGCACCCCCGACCGACGCGCUCCACGCCACACGAACAACCUCAUCCCCCUUCAAACGACAACCAUCGGCCGUCCCCUCCUCCAACGGCACGCCCGGGCUCUUCCCCCACAGCAACAAUGACAGGGCCGGUCGAGGCACCGGCGCCGGCACUGCCACCCCCGCCGGCCUAACCCUCGACCCCAUCGAACAACUCAACGAAGACGAGAAACGCAAAUACAUCAAAGGCAAGAAACUCGGCGAGGGUACCUACGCCAACGUCUACCUCGGCCACGCCCGGCGCGACCCCACCCUCCUAGUAGCCAUCAAAAAGAUCAAAGUCCAACAACAAUACCAAGACGGCAUGGCGCCCGACGCGGUGCGCGAACUCAAAUACCUCCGCGAGCUGCACCACCCCAACAUCAUCUCCCUCCUCUCCGUCUUCAGCUCCAAAGACCAAAACCUCAACCUCGUCCUCGAAUACCUCCCCCUCGGCGACCUCGAAAUGCUCAUCCGCGACGUCGACCGCGUCCGCUACGGCGCGGGGGAUAUCAAAGCCUGGAUGGGCAUGCUCGCCCGCGCUGUCUGGUUCUGCCAUGACAACUUCGUCCUGCACCGCGAUAUCAAACCUAACAACUUACUCAUCGCCGCCGAUGGCGAGGUCAAACUCGCUGAUUUCGGUCUUGCACGUUCAUUUGCCGACCCCGGCCGUCGCAUGACUGCCAAUGUCAUCACCCGCUGGUACCGGCCGCCGGAACUCCUCUUCGGCGCCCGCCACUACAGCGGUGCCGUCGACAUCUGGUCUGUGGGCAUGGUGUUCGCGGAACUAAUCAUCCGCGCACCCUUCCUGGCGGGAAACACCGAAGUCGAGCAAAUCGCGCUGAUCUGCCGGCAGAUCGGCACCCCCACUGAAGACAACUGGCCCGGGGUGACCAGUCUGCGGGAGUACACCGUCCCCUCAGACACAGUCGCCGUAUGGGGCAAGGAUGCGUACAUGGGCCGGUUCGGGGCGGUGGGGGCGGACGGGGUGGACUUGCUUGUGCGUACUGUUGCGCUGGAUCCGAAGAAACGGAUUUCGGCUAGGGAGAUGCUGGAGCACCGCUGGUGGCGGACGGAUCCGAAGCCGACUAAGAAGGAGGACCUGCCGCGUAAGUCGGGGGGUGCGGGCGCGGAUGCGGAUGAGAAGAUGGGGGCGGAUUUGAAGAGGCGGAAUGGGAUUGUGGAGGAGGAUGGGAAUAAUAAGAAUGGGGGGAGGGGGGCGAAGGUGGCGAGGAAGUUGGAUUUUGGGCAGGCUAGGUGA